Molecule: messenger RNA, 2053 nt
Organism: Topomyia yanbarensis
Lineage: Eukaryota; Metazoa; Arthropoda; Insecta; Diptera; Culicidae
Product: carboxypeptidase Q-like
Exons: 3
Coding region: 84-1553 (489 amino acids)
Biological process (GO): peptide catabolic process; proteolysis
Molecular function (GO): metallodipeptidase activity
Source: RefSeq, a predicted model, not a curated record
UCAGCGGGCAAAGGGAGAUAAUAACAAUACAUAGUCAUCAUACAAAAAUGGGCCAAACGAUCAGUCUUCUGUAAGCUCAAACCAUGGAAGCAUGUCGAUAUUUUGUGCUACUCGCGGCUCUGCUAGUGGGACUAGUUACGGCAAGUUUGGUGGACAAUCGUAUCGAUCAGUUUGAAUUGGACAGAAGUGGCAUAAAUUCGUGCAAUUUGCCAGACGGUUUACUGCAGGAGAUCAAAGGCUAUCAACCGAUAGUGAACAAAAUAAUCAGCAGAAUUGUUGAUGGAGAAUUUGCAGGGAUAACGUGGGACAGCUUGUCGCUGCUGGUCGAUACAUUCGGAGCUCGACUGGCCGGUUCCGAACAGUUGGAGAAAACGAUCGAUUAUGUGGUGGAACAAAUGAAGCUUGAUCAGUUAGAAAAUGUUCACACGGAGAAUGCUACAGUGCCGCAUUGGGUGAGGGGUUAUGAAAAUGCCCAGCUGGUGGCACCGUUUAAGAAAAACUUGCCCUUGUUAGGUCUUGGAACCACGGUGGGUACUCCCAGAGGAGGAAUUAUCGCCGAUGUCAUGGCAGUGGAAUCAUUUGAAGAGUUUGAAUCUAUCACUGCGGAGCAGGUGAAAGGCAAAAUUGUAGUUUUUGUCCCUAAAUGGGAGGGCUACGGAAAGACGGUUUUAUAUCGAAGCAAAGGAGCUUCUGUGGCGUCCAAAAAGGGGGCGGUAGCUACAUUGAUCCGCUCAGUUACGCCAUUUUCGAUCGGAUCGCCACACACCGGUGGUCAAGAUUAUGAAGAGGGCGUCAAAAAGAUCCCGUCGGCCUGUAUCACGGUCGAGGAUGCAGAGAUGAUACUGAGGAAGUACAGGCGGGGUGAUCAAAUGACGAUCCAUUUGGAAAUGGAAGAUAGAAACCUAGAACCAGUUAUAUCUCGAAAUACGAUCGCCGAACUGGUGGGAACAACGUACACAAAUUCUUCGGUGGUGGUUGUCUCGGGGCAUCUGGACAGUUGGGAUGUUGGUGUGGGAGCAAUGGAUGACGGCGGCGGGGCACUGAUCUCAUGGAAGGCUUUGACCUUUUUAAAUGCGAUGGGAUUGCGGCCGAAGCGCACGAUAAGAGCAAUCUUGUGGACGGGCGAGGAAGAAGGCUAUUGGGGUGCACGAGGGUACCAAGCAGCACAUAAGGAGAACGAGAAAAAAGAGUUUAAUUUCUUCUUCGAGUCGGACAUCGGUACGUUUGAACCUAGAGGGUUGGAUUUUUCCGGAAAUAAAGAUGCGGAGUGUAUAUUCAGGGAAGUUGUUAAGUUGAUGUCUUCGCUUAAUGCAACUGAUUUCGAGACUCCUACGGAUGGUGGUCCAGAUGUUUCUCUUUGGACUAGGCGAGGUUUUCCUGGAGCUUCCUUGAUGAAUAAAAAUGAAAAAUAUUUCUGGUUUCACCACUCGGCUGGUGACAGCAUGGCGGUAGAAGAUCCAAAAAAUCUCGACAAGUGUACUGCCCUUUGGGCAGCAGCGGCCUACGUAGUGGCUGACUUAAGUGUGUCGAUACCGAAAGACGUCAACGAUUAACUGUCGCAAUUAUUGCAUAGUUUUAGAAAUUAUGAAAAAUUCAGUACGUGAAAGAAAACAGCAACAAACGGUCAAGCAUUCCUUUUUUAUAUAAUGAAUUGAACCUAAUCAAUAAAGCUGUCCUAAAGAACUAUUUUCCCUAAAGGGGCAGGCAUAGCGUAAUUGGUAAAUCAAUUGCCUUGUACGCAGCUCACCUGGGUUCGAUUCCCCACCCCGCAACUAGGGUUAGAGAUCCUUCUAGAGAAAUUUCUCUAACCCGACAGAGGCGAAUAACCCUAAGGUUUAAAACUCUAUAAUAAAAAACUAUCAUCCCAGCAUAAAUACACUAAGUAACACGAGAGUAAAUUACGACGGGUAGGAUCGAAAUUGCAUCGCUUUCCAAAAAAGAGAUCAUGAAAAACGAGAAUAAUUGGGUCAUUAAACCAUACACUGUUUUUAAUUUUUUUUCCGAUACAGCUGACGUUAAAGAUACGUAAUCAAACUUUUUUUUCACUUUUUUU